Fusarium tjaetaba is the source of this 2151-nucleotide messenger RNA. RefSeq lists its product as uncharacterized. The record is from RefSeq and is a predicted model, not a curated record. Lineage: Eukaryota; Fungi; Ascomycota; Sordariomycetes; Hypocreales; Nectriaceae. Gene Ontology annotation, molecular function: RNA binding. The coding region runs from base 1 to 2151 and encodes 716 amino acids. The transcript has 4 exons.
AUGGCUCCUCCCACCAUUAACGGUGAUCGAGGCCCUACCCCUGAGCAAGGUAUUUGGGACUUCUUGUCUCUGCACUCCGACGGGCAAUCCACUUACUCCUCCGACUUUAUCGCCGCGUUAGGGGAUUCAGAUUCCCACCGUUCGGGUGAAGUGACACGAAUUCUCGAGGAUAGAGACGAUUUCCUCCCCGGAUGGCUUGCCAGGAUCGAUUCGCAAGUCAACUUGUCGUCAAAUGAAGCUGGCUUCUCCAACCUCUCGUCGGAUGAACUCAUAAACCAAGGCGAGGCUCAUACAGACUUCACCCGGUUGUUGGAGGCGAAUCUAGGUAACCGAGUUUAUUACGACGAGCUCCGGGACGCAAUUAUUGCUUCCACCAAUGGUAGCCUUACGCGCACUCAGCUCCUCGCCAAGAUGGAGGAACUGGAGCGGGUCGCGGUUAGAAUUCAGGAGAGCAACAUCAAGCUGCGAGAGAUGAGUGGGCCUCUCAACCCCUCAUCUAGAAGUGAUGGGGACGAUGAGGCCUCAUCAGAUGAAGAACCGGAAGGGCCAAUCGAUCCCCCUAACUCGCUCGCCGAAGAUUCUUCAGAGAUCGAGUCCCAGUUUGCUCGACAAUCGGGUGGCAUUUUUGCUGCCGUUGACGGCACCAAUGGUACAACUAUAACCUCCUCAGUCAUUAUCGAUGAUGUUGUGGAAGUCAUCUCCAUCAGCGACAGUGAAACCAUCCCUCUUGUUUCAGACGACUCCACCUAUAAGAUCGAUGUCAAGUCCGUCUUCGAUCCAGCUGAGACCGCUGACUCCCGUCGUGUUCUUCUAAACAAGAUCCCGCAAGGAACCACCCUCACCCAGAUCGCUGACGCGGUCUGUGGUGUCGGAGGACUGAUCCGCAUCUCGAUCAUGGACAAUGUUGGCAAAAGCGGCACUGCAUUCAAGCUUGCGUGUGUUGAGUUCCGCGACUCGGCUGCCGCCAAGAAGUACGUUGCCAACAUCAAGGUCAAUGGUCUUGAACUCAUUAACAGCAACGGACGUUUCUUCAACAUCGAAGUCAAGCUUAUCAACUCAACAUCGUCUUACGAUUCCCGACAUGGCCACCCCCUUGAGUAUGGUGUCGGCCAUCACAGCGAACAGUCUGGUCGUUGUAUCACUAUGGAGAACUUCCCUACAUCUGCCAUCUGGCACUUGUUCACUCGAUUCGGAACCAAGUACAUCAUCCGUUCUUCUUUUAUUCCCAACAACAAUGGAAUGAACGGCAAACUGUCCGUUGAAUUCUCCAGCGUCUUCGAGGCUGGCCGACUGUGCUACAUGAUUCUGAACCACGUCUUCCUGCCCUACCAUGGACCGGCUUUUCAGAUGGGGCUUGGUCAGACUCCCUCUGAUCGCGAUGUUGAGGAACUCACCAGUUCCGUGUCCAACACCAUCGCUUAUGUCUCUCCCAAGCAUCUCUCCGAUGUUUGGAAUGUUCAACCAUUCAACCUCUUCACCCCGUCCUCCAACUUUGCGUAUGGUGCUCCUAUUCCCCGACGUGCGGUUACCAGCCGCAGCUCGUCCGUGAACGUGGAGGUGGUCUCGCGCACCCCGUCGAUGACUUUCGUUCUUCCCCCCGCGUCGAUGAAAGUAAAGGCUCCCACUACUCCUUCCAUGAAUGCGGAGGCAUUGCCUACCCCGUCGGUGGUGGAGAUGUCGCAAAGUUCGUCUUGCUACACAUGCAAUGUUGUUCCUCAUAUCCUUGUCCGCGAUGACAAGAACUCUCCUGACCUCCGGAACAUUCAGAUGACCGACGUCCGCUUCAACUUCGUCGAUGGGCAGACAAAGUACAUCAUCGUUAUAGGCAAGGUCUAUUCUCGACAUAUCAACGGUGACAUCUACACUAAGCUCGACAAUGAGGAGUUCAUGAAACUCAAGCAGGACAAUGUCCUCAAGCCCAACUGGGCUAACUUUUGGAUGCACUACUGUGAAAUCAACGAGGUUCCUUACCUGCCCAAGUACGCCGAGUACGGGCGUGUUGCGAACAUCCGCCGCAACCUUAACAAGAAGUUCGGAUUGCCUGAGUCCUGGAACCCCGAGCGCCUUACUACGAUUCCCAAUCAGAUCAAGUCGUACCUCAACCCCAAGUCUCGAAAGGUUGUCUCAACCGCUGAGACUGAACGAAAGUAA